AUGCGAGAAUUUACGAUAAAUUUGCAUCCAAAUCAAAGAGAGGAAGUCAUUGUUCAUGCCGGAUGGGUAGUCGAUGGAUUAAAGUUUGGAAAUGAGAAAAAUCAGGGACCGAAACAGUCUAUUGGAGGAAACGGAGGCACUCGGAGAGUUUUCCAUCUUGGACCAAAAGAAUCAAUCGGAAGAGUUUGGGGCAAUCGAAUCAUGUUUGAAGGGCAUAAGGUGAUCGGGCAGAUCACUUUUCAAACGACAAAUGGUACAGUACAUGGGCCUUUCGGAUCCAAUGGAAAUCCACGAGGCGACCCGAUCGGAAUCAUUGAGACAUUCGAUUUCUGUUCUUCGCCUGGACAAGCGAUGACAGCUCAGGUUGGAUCUAGAGCUGGACCAGGCCUCAAGAAAAUCACUGGCUCCUGCUCAAAUAAAUUCAUCUUUGCGAUGAACUUCCACUUCCAAGAAUAA
Oikopleura dioica is the source of this 456-nucleotide messenger RNA. The record is from the annotation of a GenBank genome assembly. Lineage: Eukaryota; Metazoa; Chordata; Appendicularia; Copelata; Oikopleuridae.